Molecule: messenger RNA, 1329 nt
Organism: Lactuca sativa (garden lettuce)
Lineage: Eukaryota; Viridiplantae; Streptophyta; Magnoliopsida; Asterales; Asteraceae
Source: RefSeq, a predicted model, not a curated record
UUGGGUACAAACGUCCACAUGGAUCUACCCGAUUGGUUAUGGAUGACCCAAAACAAAGCCCUAGAAUACAAGCAUCAAUAAUUCAUCAUUCUCCUAAUCCCCUCUGUAUUCUUGCUGGCAACAACACUCUCUUCUCCAUCUAUUUCUAUCUCUAUAUCUCCGAUUCCCUUAAACCCUACACAAAAACAUCCAAACACCUUGCAAUUCCAGGUGUUAUAUUAUAUCAUCAUCAUCAUCAAACUUCAUAUGCCCUAAAAAUCCAACCACAAAACAUGUUUAAUCUUCAACCACUUCUAUCCCCAAUUGUUUUUCUGCUCACAAUUGCCACCGUUUUCUGCAUUUCAACCUCCGAAGAAACUAAAACCAUAUACGAAGUUCUUAAAUCAAACGGAUUGCCCAUGGGUUUGUUACCCAAAGGUGUCACCAAUUUCACCAUUGAUGAUUCCGGUCGAUUCGAAGUGCAUUUGGAUCAAGCUUGUAAUGCUAAGUUUGAGGACGAAUUGCACUACGAUCAGAAUGUUUCCGGUACCUUGACGUAUGGUCAGAUCGAUGGAUUGUCGGGUAUUUCCGCCCAGGAUUUGUUUUUGUGGUUUCCUGUUAAGGAAAUCCGGGUCGAUAUACCCAGUUCCGGAUUGAUUUACUUCGAUGUCGGUGUUGUUUCUAAGCAAUUUUCUCUAUCUUCGUUUGAAACACCAAGGGAAUGUUUGGCUUCUUCAAAUCAGCUCAUCGUUCAAACUGUAUCCAAGACUCUAUCAAGAAAGCUGGGAAUCCAGAAAAGCAAGCAUCAAGAACAGUUGAUGACACUUUUAUGAAAUUUGAAGCUUAAAGAUGAUUGGAAGUGGCACAAUUUCUCAAUCAAGUUAUGGGUAUUUCCAUUUCUUGCAUCUACACUUGUUCUUCAGGAAGUCAAAAAAAACAAAAAAAAAAAAUCUCGUGUGCUUCCUUUUUCGGUUUUCUUUGUAUAGUGUAGAUUCUGCAAACUAGUCUCGAAUGUCAGCUUCUGUCUAUGCAACAUUUUCACAAUGGAUUGAACUUGAAGAAAACACGAUAUAUACAUAAACACACCAUAUAAGCAAGUGACAAAAUGACCUUGCUUCCAUGAUUCAUUGAGAUUCAGUCCUAUCGGAUUUACACAAGGAAUGCAAGUUCUUAUACAAGUGGAGCAAGGAUCAAAGGUUACAAACCAGGUGAUGACACGUGUUUAUUUCACUUAAAUUCAUUAGGAAUAUGAACAUAAAACAUUUGUUGGCAAAUCAGUUCUCUUUUUGUAGUCAUAAGUUUCUUUGAUAGAAGAAAUAAAGGAAUAAAAUUGCAUUCUUGUUGUCACCA